AGUUGCAAACGUCGCUUCACGCGGGGACUCCAGCGGCGUCUUGCGUUUUCACGCGCUUCUUGAGUCUUGACCGAGUUACGUGGUGUGCGUGGGUGGACGCGCUUGCGUUUGCAACAGAAACCGACCAAACCGUUAUCGAGAUUAAACUGAAAAAAGAGGGGAAAAAAUGUGCGAGUAGUAAGGCUUGAAGUCACUUCGAACUUAUCCCCUUAACCUUCCCCCUCCCCCUCCCUGUGCAGAUGUGCGUGUCCACAAGUUCAUUCGGCCGAUCCGGGACUUCUGUCGUGAUUCGAUCUGUUUCCAAAAAGUGACACAUGGAUCUAACUUGAGUCCAUCAUAGGUGAGAAUGGAUUGAUAAAAAUUACAAGAAGACGGAUACCUACCUGUCGCAAAAAUUUCAAUGCGGUGCUUUUCAAAAGAUCCAAUCACAUCCUCUGAUCGAGGAACAAACCAAGACUUCGCACAACUUUUAAGCGGAAGGUCAUCAGUUGCAUUAUUGAGAGGAGAUAAGAAUGAGAUUUACCGGUGCAUUUGAAAGGAUCAAGUAGCAGAAGAUUUUGAAAGGCGAGUGGGCCUUUUAGGAGGAUGGCCGAGAAACUUUACGAGUACACAGGUUUCACGGGACGGUUGCACGAAUGGCGGGACCGCGCCCGGGAAAGAUGGGCCGAACGGGACCUAAAAAAUAUAGACAUCAAAGAGACCAUCCGGAAAAUCGUCAUGUACAACCCGAAAGAGGAGCCCCCCAGCGAGGAGGAAUUCGCCCACAUUACCAGGCGGAAAACCCGGCGAGAGCUGAUUCGAGUCUCAGCAGCCGUGAUGGGGAUUGAAUUCUCCUACGCGGCGGAGACAGCCUUCGUUUCGCCGAUCUUGUUGAGCCUAGGCGUCGAGCAUAGGAAGAUGACUCUAGUUUGGGCGAUUUCGCCCAUCAUCGGCUUCUUCCUGACGCCCAUUUUGGGCUCCCUCAGUGAUAGAUGUCGCUUCGCCCUCGGCCGGAGGCGCCCCUUCAUCAUCCUCCUCUCCAUAGGCGUCCUUUUAGGUUUAAUCCUAGUUCCGAACGGAGAAAAUAUAGGUAAAUAUUUCGGUGACGUAGAUCCGAACGAGAUUUUGGCCGCAAAUCGGACGACGACUACUAAAAAGGGAACAGAAGUUAGUGAUUACAUUGACGAUGAGGACGAAGAAGGUAGCUCUCAACCCUGGGGUAUCUUCAUGACGAUCCUCGGCACCAUUUUAUUGGACUUUGAUGCCGAUGCUUGCCAAAGCCCAUCCAGGGCCUAUCUUCUAGAUGUCACCGUUCCAGAGGACCAUGCGAGAGGUCUGAGCACCUUUACGAUAAUGGCUGGUUUAGGUGGGUGCCUUGGUUACGCCUUAGGCGGAAUAAAUUGGGACACGACGUAUAUAGGUGUUAUUUUAGGUGGUCAUGUAAAGGCAGUGUUCACGCUGAUUUCCUAUAUAUUUGUCGCGUGUGUUACAAUGACUAUUACUAGUUUCCGAGAGAUGCCUUUAGACUUGGUUGAGAAUAAAGGAUUCAUAUUGCAGCCGAGAAGCCCAGAAGUUGAAACAGCCGAAGAGGGACAGCUCCGCCAGGGUGAAGAAAAGACUUAUGGUACUCUUAGUCCGGUUGAACAGCCAACCCAACCAGAGGAACCUACUCAGAACAUUCCUCCGAAAAAAAAUAGAAUGCCAAAAGUUGUACCCACCAUUGUGACCGGAGACGCAACGACGAAUGAGGGUCCGGAAGUUCCAGACCCAGAGGUACCGAUUCCGGAUUUAAAGCAGUAUUUGUUGUCAAUCUUGGUCAUGCCCCAGUCCUUAAAGCUCGUUUGUGCCACGAAUUUGUUCUGUUGGAUGGCUCACGUCUGCUACUCGCUCUACUUCACUGACUACGUUGGCGAAUCCGUCUUCAAAGGAGAUCCUGCGGCUAUACCCGGAUCAAAGAGUCGCAUACUUUAUGAGGAGGGCGUCCGGUUUGGCUGUUGGGGUAUGAGCAUGUAUUCCUUGUCUUGUGCCUGCUAUUCGAUGAUCAUCGAAAAACUGAUCAAAGGUUUUGGAGCGAAACGUGUAUACGUAGGUGGCUUGCUGUUCUACUCCUCAGGCAUGAUGCUGAUGGCGAUUGUCAACCACAAAGUGGGAGUGAUCCUCUUCUCUUGGACAGCAGGCGUUAUGUACUCAACUCUUUUCACAAUGCCUUAUUUAUUGGUGGCCCAUUAUCACUCUACUAAUGUGUUUUCGACGAACGAGAUGGGCGAAGGGGUGGUGAGCGAGCAGGUUCGGGGGUUGGGUACGGAUGUGGCGAUCGUGAGCAGCAUGGUUUUCAUGGCCCAGUUCCUGCUCUCCAUGUGCAUGGGCACCAUUGUCAGCGUCGUUGGCUCCACCAAAGCCGUCGUCUGCGUCGCUUCUGUUCUCGCCUUCUGCGGCUCCCUCUGCGCCACGCAAGUCAUGUACCUCGAUCUCUAAUUGACACCCCCAUCGAUGACGUCAUUCACUCGGAUGAAUAUUCGUCCUUCUUCCAGCUUGAGCUCAGCUUAGCUUUGGGUUAGCCUGGCUUUGGGUUGAGCUUAGCAGGAAGGAGGGGUUUGGGAAACAAGAGGUCCGCUUAUUAUGAAGUUUCCGUUUUAUUUCUCAAAAAUAAAUUGCAAUAACUCUACUUGUUAAUUUCUGACUGAAAAAGUUAAAUUCGCUACAAAAAAUUUUUUUUUCAUUCUUCUUAUGAGAGAAUCAGUUGCGCUAGUCCUAAAAUUGUGCUUAAUUGUUUUAAGCUUAUAAAUCAGAAAAAAUUAAUGCGACCUGUCCAAACGCCACGUCCAAUAUUAACGGAGAUACAUAGCAAUUCGAUGAAAAACAUGGCAUGUAUAUCGGCAUCCACUUUAGUGACGCAUACCAAGGUGUUUUUUCCACCUUGGUUUCGUCCGUUUUGAACGGCGAGUAGUUCCACGUUUCAUUAAAUUACAAAAUAGCUUGCUCUCUCCCCCCUCCCCCCUUCUUAUUUUGGAAAGCUCCUGUCUUAUGAGUAAUAUAUAAUUAGACAGGUUUGCCGUAAAGUUUUACACGAAUCAUUUUGAAGGAGAUAUUUGCGCAUGCGCACAAGUAACAUAGGUUGAAUGACAAAUUUUCGUCAUAUGCGAUUAUUUGUAAGUAUUUAGCAUGCAUCAGUAUGCGCAACGCAGGUACGCGUGAAGAAUGUCGAGGUGUAAAGGCAAAAUAUCUUCACAUGAGCACAAAAGAUGUCUCCUUUCUGCAAUGUGCAUUUUGCGCGAGCUGGUUUAUCAUACAUCUCUAAAAGCUUUUACACUGAUCUAGUUAAUUAUUACUUUUGAAAAGAAGGCUGCCUUGUGUUUUUUCCUAUUUUCACAGAAAUUCACAAAAUUAUAACUUGUAUAUCUAUGUUUUCUCCCCCUUUUUUCAAAAUAAUUGUAUUUAUUUUAUCAAAUAUCAACCUAGAUGGUAAAAUUCGCAUCAUGUCAAAACACAUUAGCAACUUUUUAAUAUUACUUUUUUUCCAAUCAAAUGUUUAUGAGAUGAGCCAAAAGACUCGAUGUAUUAUGUACAGGUACUGGUAUAGGUGUUUGAAUUAAAUACAUGAAAAUUUCGUUCAA
Molecule: messenger RNA, 3593 nt
Organism: Bemisia tabaci
Lineage: Eukaryota; Metazoa; Arthropoda; Insecta; Hemiptera; Aleyrodidae
Source: RefSeq, a predicted model, not a curated record